CUGUCCUUUUUCCCUCUUCUUCAUUUUGGCUCGCCAUUUCCAGCAAGGAAGGACCACCUUUUUCCCUUGCUACCCCCUCGUUCUUAAGAGAGAGGAAAAAAAAAAAGAUGCCGAUGCUGCUCAUGGCCCCCUCGACGCACCUGAUGCCACGCAGCCUCACACAUCCGGGCGGCGCCUUCUUCCUCGACCCGGCCCAUCGCGUCACGCGCGAGGAGCUCGACCGCCGCGAUGCACGGUGGCGCGCCCUGAGGGAGCGCGCCUACCAGCGAGCCUGGUCCGACGACGCCACGCUCGUCGGCUCUAUCCGCUACUACGCCGCCGCCAGUGCGCGGCAGCGCAGCGCCGCAAGCAUCCUCUCGGAGGAACAACAACAGCAGCGGUCUACCGCGGCGGCGGCAGCGGCGGCGAGGCUCAUGAGCGUCGAGGAGGACUUUGACGAGCUCUGCUCCGUCGCGAGCACCACGACGCCCUACACGCAGCCGCGCCACCACCUGCAGCAGGUCCAGGCCCAGGCUGGCGCCAGGGGAAGCACGCCGAGCGUGAGGAGCGUCCGCACCGGCAGGAGGACCGGCAACAGCAGCGGCGGCGCCCAGAGGAUCCGCAACGCUUUCAAGAAGUGGGUCAACUCCAAGCGGCAAUAGUCAGCGAAAUGCAACGACGACACACACACGAACGACGACUACUUAUUCAUUCAAUGAGCAACGCGCGACGAUCAAACAAACGAACAGAACGACACGAUGAUCAGUCCUCCUCCUCCCUCAACUCUUUCCCCCCUUUCUCGACCUCUUUCUCGCUUGCGUGUCGGCUUUCAGGGUUCUUCAAACAGUGUAUUUAUUUCUCGUGUCUUCUCCUUCAAGCUCUUCCUCCCUUCUCGACCUCCUCAUUUUCCCCCACCACUCUUGUCGGUUCCUCAAUAGUCAUAGACGGGCGUAAUUUCAUCCGGGCUUUGAUCGUGUGACCCACCCCAGCGUUGAGCGAGCAAAGAG
Molecule: messenger RNA, 986 nt
Organism: Acaromyces ingoldii
Lineage: Eukaryota; Fungi; Basidiomycota; Exobasidiomycetes; Exobasidiales; Cryptobasidiaceae
Exons: 1
Coding region: 108-641 (177 amino acids)
Source: RefSeq, a predicted model, not a curated record